Messenger RNA from Cotesia glomerata, 2697 nucleotides. RefSeq lists its product as uncharacterized. The transcript is spliced from 3 exons. The record is from RefSeq and is a predicted model, not a curated record. Lineage: Eukaryota; Metazoa; Arthropoda; Insecta; Hymenoptera; Braconidae. Bases 1329 to 2666 code for a protein of 445 amino acids.
ACAAUUGUCAAGCAGUAAAUUAAUUUAUAAAAAAAUUACAAGCGUAAAAUUGUCAAUAGAUCAAAAUUGUUCAAAAACUUCGAUAAAUAACAUUGUCAAAUUCCAGUGUGAUAAGUUUCAAAAAUAAUGAACAUAAAAAUUUAGCCUUGGAAAAAUUUAGCCAAGUUGACGACUAAGUCCCAAAUUCUUACUGGAAUUCAAAAUAGAUAUAAGCCGAUUAUUCAGGCAGUUUGAAUUCGAGUAAAUUUUAAUUAAUCUAAAAUUUUGGUUGAAUAAAACGCUGCUGUGAUAUUAAUAACUAAGCGACCAAAAUUAAAUAAAAUUAUUUAUCGAAGUCAAGUUAGGGACCGGGAAAAUUGAUUCCCAGGAAGUCAUGUUGAAAAAAGUAUUUAAGAAUUUUAAAAAUGAUUGUUAAUUAGAGUCAAGAGUGUGUUUGGAUGAAAUUAUUAUAUUGUGUGUGUGUGUGUGUGUGUGUGAAAAAUUAAAUUUACAUUAUAUACUCCUCGUUCACGGGCUGUCGAGGAGGUUAGUAUUAGCAGGUUGUCGACUAGUGUCAUGGUAUCCUCCUCUGUCCUAGUCGACUUCAGGUUCCUUAGUCCCGUAGUGAGGGUCCGGGCGACAGCGAAAGGGCUAAGGACGGUUUGAACCUUGGGCAGGGGUCCGGGCGACCACCCAAGGUCAAAUCUAGAGUCUUAGAGCGUGAGGGUCCUGUGGACAGCGCGACUUAGGUAGAAACUGCGGUAUAGACGCUCCAUAUGAGGGUACCGUCAGGAAUAAGCAACUAUGAUAGAAACUAUGAUAUAGACGCUCCUUAUGAGGGUAUCGUAGGAAUAAGAAACUAUGAUAGAAACUACAGUAUAGACGCUCCUUCAGAGGGUACUGUUAGGAUUAAGAAAAUUUUUCGGGUAUGUGAGUGUGUGUGAGAAUUAAAAUAGAGUUUAAUUAUGUAAAAUUAAGAAAAUAAAUUCAUGAUCAAUGUCAAAUCUACUUGUUAUUAUUUAUGUCAAAUUUUUAUGAUUUCUCUCGACCCUGUGAUAUCUCUCUUGCUUGGACCGGUUCUGGAAACCGUGAUAAAAAUUCCAGUGGCGCCCUUAAUUAUUAAAUUUAAAUAAAGGGGUGACCAAGGGACGGUACUAACCCGUUACAAGUUAUAUUUUAUCAUUAAGACUAAAAUUUACUGAAAGUAGCAUAAAUAUUUUUCUUUAAAAAGAAUAAUUAGCAUAGAUAUUAUGAUUAUACUCUAUAUUACCAUAAAUGCUGAGUGGUACUAGUGGUACAUGUGAACGGGGUGAUAGUAACUGACAAUAAAUAAUUAAAAAGAAAUAAAAAUGUCUCGAAGAAAAGUCGAUCCUGGUUUCAGUGAAACUCGAUCCGAUAAUCUACCUCGUGUUGAUGCUUUUAUGGUCGCAUCUUACUUAGCUACUAACUUCAAUUUUGUAUCUGCAGAAAUGCAAGGCGCAAAAGCUAACCUAUCCGGAAGACAGUCGUAUGGAGAUGCUGCUAUUGAAUUUGUUCAACUAAAACUUCAUGGGCCAGGAUGUACUCUCAAAUGUCUUAUUUGUCCUGAGCACAGAGUACACAAUAAAUCAUAUCGAGUGACUCUUGUUUUAAAUAUUGUUGAGGAAGAGAUUUUAUCGAUUCAAUGUCAUGAUUGUGCCGCAUCGUCAGGUGGAUGCAAGCAUGCGAUUGCUUUUAUAAUGUGGCUACACAGAAGAUCUGAAGAACCAUCACCGACGGAUAUUGAAUGUUAUUGGCGAAAAUCAGUUCUAUCUCAAGUUGGAUCAUCAAUAAAAUUCAUUAUGGUAAAAGAUUUUGCCAGUACUAAAGAAUCGAUUGCUUUGAAUAAACCUUUUAAUGCAUUAGAAGAAUUUGUAAAAAGAACAAAUCAAAAAACUGUACAGAGUCAAAUUUUAAAAUACUUCAAUGAUGUAAAUAACGAGCAAAGUCUUUCGAUUCAUAAUUUAUUAGUAAAUUUCAUUAAUGAAGGAGGAACAUCUUAUGAUGAAUUUUUAACAUUCAGCAGAAGUCGAAUGUCAAAAGAUUUGUGUGAGCGAAUUGAAAAAAUGACUCAAGAUCAAGCAAACUGUGAGCUCUGGUUUACAUUGCGCUACGGACGAGUUACUGCAUCAAAGGCAUAUGAAGCAUCACGUUGUAAUACACCGAAUGGAAUUUUAGUGGAGUUGUUGGUCGGUGGUAAAAAAUUGCGGAAUACAAAAGCUAUGGAACGAGGCAAAAAAUUAGAAGCAAUGGUUUUACAACAAGUUGAACAGAAGAUGAAAAAAAAGUUUAAUAAAUGUGGUUUAUUUUUAUCUGAAAAAUAUCCUUAUCUAGGAGCUUCGCCUGAUGCUAUUGACGACGAAUUUGUUAUUGAAAUUAAAUGCCCAACGUCAGAUAAAAGUGCUCGUACAUAUAUUGAUACUAAUAAUUACGAUAAAGUAGCAAUGAAGUACAUAACGCAAAUGCAAAUGCAAAUGCUUUUUGCCGGAAGAAAAAAAGCGAUGUUUGUUGUUGCAGACCCGAACUUCGAACAUACAAAAGCAUUUAAAUCUAUUAUUAUUAAUUACGAAUCACAAUUAAUUAAUAAAUUAUUGGAAGAUUUGAGUAAAUUUUGGGAGAAAUGUAUUUUUAAACGAUUAUUUAAUUCUUUAUACAAAACAGAGCAAUAAAAUAAUUAAGAUCAAAAACGUAUUAUUUUAA